Penicillium paradoxum is the source of this 1776-nucleotide messenger RNA. RefSeq names its product Sec1 family protein. Lineage: Eukaryota; Fungi; Ascomycota; Eurotiomycetes; Eurotiales; Aspergillaceae. Gene Ontology annotation, biological process: intracellular protein transport; vesicle-mediated transport. The coding region runs from base 1 to 1776 and encodes 591 amino acids. The record is from RefSeq and is a predicted model, not a curated record. The transcript is spliced from 3 exons. Gene Ontology annotation, cellular component: Golgi membrane.
AUGGAUGUCGUCGCGGCCGCCUCGGGGUACAUCUCCAAGAUGGUCACUGUGGGCGAGUCGGCAGGAGCUUCGUCAUCGAAGAUGAAGAUCCUGCUUCUUGAUAGCGACACAGUUUCGAUCGUUUCAACCGCCAUUACCCAAUCUGCCCUCCUCAACCACGAGGUCUAUCUCAUCGAUCGCUUGGACAAUGCCGCGCGCGAGAAGAUGCGACAUCUGCGAUGCCUGUGCUUCGUGCGCCCGUCACCCACCUCUAUUCAGUUCCUGAUCGAUGAGCUUCGAGACCCUAAAUAUGGCGAAUACUACAUCUACCUAAGCAACAUCAUCCGCAAAUCCUCCCUCGAGAGGCUCGCCGAAGCGGAUAGUCACGAGGUCGUCCAAUCGGUGCAGGAACAAUUCGCCGAUUUUCUCGUCAUCAACCCGGACCUUUGUUCUUUAGGUCUUGGCUUCCCCUUGCAAAAACUAUGGAGCCAUUCGCCAGAUCUAUGGAACCCGGAUUCACUACAACGAGCCACGGAGGGGGCAUUGGCCUUGUUGCUCGCGUUGAAGAAGAACCCGCUCAUCCGCUAUGAGAAAAACAGUCUCCUGGCCCGCAAACUAGCGACGGAGAUCCGUUAUCAUAUCACACAAGAAGAGCAGCUGUUUAAUUUCCGCCGGACGGAUACACCGCCUAUCCUGCUUGUUUUGGACCGCCGCGAUGACCCGAUCACCCCAUUGCUGACCCAAUGGACGUAUCAGGCAAUGGUGCAUGACAUGCUUGGCAUCAACAAUGGCCGUGUGGAUCUACAGGACGUACCAGAGAUCCGACCGGAACUAAAGGAGAUUAUCUUGGCUCAGGACCAGGACCCGUUCUUCAAGAAGAACAUGUACCAGAACUUCGGUGACCUGGGACAAAACAUUAAAGAAUAUGUGGAGCAGUAUCAAACCAAAACCCAGAGUACUGCGAAUAUUGAGUCUAUUGCGGACAUGAAGCGUUUUGUGGAGGAUUAUCCUGAGUUCCGCAAGCUUGCGGGUAAUGUGAGCAAACAUGUUACUCUGGUGGGUGAACUCAGCCGGCGCGUCGGCGAGGAUAACCUCCUUGAUGUGAGCGAGUUGGAGCAGAGCUUGGCUUGCAAUGAUAACCACUCCAAUGAUCUUAGGUCACUACAACGGAUCAUCUCACUGCCGAAUGUACCAUCAGACAACAAGCUGCGCCUCGUAGCUCUUUAUGCCCUUCGCUAUGAGAAACAGCCCAACAAUGCGCUGCCCAUCCUGCUCGACCUUCUCGUCACAGCGGGUGAAGUCCCAUCGAACCGAGUAAACAUCAUCCCCAAGCUUCUCGUCUACCACCAUUCCCUUCAGGCACCUCCGGUGGCAGGCGGGUUCUCCGAUCUUUUCGAAUCAACAUCCUUCUUCUCUGGCGCACGAGACCGCUUCAAGGGCCUCAAAGGCGUUGAGAACGUGUACACACAACAUUCCCCACGGUUGGAAGUAACUCUACAAAAUCUCAUUAAAGGCCGCUUGAAGGAAUUGCAGUACCCCUUCCUCGAGGGCAGUGGACAUACGCGAGACAAGCCGCAAGACAUCAUCAUCUUCAUGGUCGGUGGCACCACAUAUGAGGAGGCCAAGAUGGUCGCACAGGUCAAUGCUAGCUCCCCAGGGGUGCGAGUUGUUCUAGGCGGCACAUCCAUCCAUAACAGUACAACCUUCCUAGAAGAGGUCGACGAUGCAGUGGGCAGUUGGCCUGAACCAGGACCCUCGACGGCUGCGGGACGGCUGCGACGGGAGGUGGGACGAUAA